GUGAUCUAUAUCCGGAGCUAUACACAAGGAGAGAGUAUUGCUGCGGAGAUAGACUGCCCGUUUUACAAGGCUACUGCUACAGAUAAGCAGGAGCUGCUCGAGCAGUGGGCGUGUGGUAGUAGCGGGUGGAUCGUAGCAACUAGGGCGCUCGGGACAAGUAUUAAUAUCCCCGGAGUUGUUUACAUUAUCCAUCUCGGCCGGCCGUACGGGCUGACUAGUUUU
Molecule: messenger RNA, 222 nt
Organism: Mollisia scopiformis
Lineage: Eukaryota; Fungi; Ascomycota; Leotiomycetes; Helotiales; Mollisiaceae
Exons: 1
Source: RefSeq, a predicted model, not a curated record